Nematocida ausubeli is the source of this 462-nucleotide messenger RNA. RefSeq lists its product as uncharacterized. Lineage: Eukaryota; Fungi; Microsporidia. The coding region runs from base 1 to 462 and encodes 153 amino acids. Gene Ontology annotation, molecular function: small ribosomal subunit rRNA binding; structural constituent of ribosome. Gene Ontology annotation, cellular component: nucleolus; ribosome; cytosolic small ribosomal subunit. The transcript has a single exon. Gene Ontology annotation, biological process: translation. The record is from RefSeq and is a predicted model, not a curated record.
AUGGGUCGCAUGCACAAUCAAGGAAAAGGUAUCUCAGGCUCAACAACCCCAUACGUUAGAGAGAGCCCAGAGUGGUUAGACGCAAACAUUGAUGAAAUAGAAUCUAAAAUAGUAGCAUACGCCAAGAAAGGACUAACUCUCUCCCAGAUUGGAACUAUUCUUAGAGAUGAGUUCCAGAUUGGUAAUAUGAAGUUCUUCAGUGGAAGAAAGCUUCUUAUGAUCCUUAUGAAGAACAAUCUUGCCCCACAGGUGCCAGAAGACUUGGCAGCACUGGUCAAGAAGGCAGUCAGCAUUAGAAAGCACUUAGAGGUCAACACCAGAGACACUGACUCAAAGUACAGACUGAUUCUUGUUGAGUCCAGAAUCAGCAGACUUGCUAGAUACUACAAGACAAGAAAGGUCAUCCCAGCAAACUGGAUUCCUUCAUACAGAUCUGCAGUCAAGAGAAACAGUGGUCUAUAA